Molecule: messenger RNA, 834 nt
Organism: Aspergillus tanneri
Lineage: Eukaryota; Fungi; Ascomycota; Eurotiomycetes; Eurotiales; Aspergillaceae
Gene: vip1
Product: putative actin cytoskeleton protein (VIP1)
Exons: 3
Coding region: 1-834 (277 amino acids)
Molecular function (GO): RNA binding
Source: RefSeq, a predicted model, not a curated record
AUGUCUCAGCGCUCCACUGUUCACGUCUCGGGCAUCUCGUCCGAAACCUCCGACAAGGAGGUCGAGGAGUUCUUCAGCUUCUGUGGCAAGAUCACCUCUAUUUCAGUGACACCCAUUUCCAACGAGCCAGCGGCCCCCAAGUCUGCCACUGUGACGUUUGAGAAAGAAGCCGCGGCUAAGACCGCCUUGCUUCUGGACCAGACCAGGCUACGAUCUUCACCGGUACACGUCCAGGCUGCCCAAUCGCUUGAGGAUAUCGCUGGCCCGAACACCUCCACCGCCGCCGAAGCCAAAGACGAGAACGGUGGUCAUCUCGAUCAAGAAGAUAAGCCCAAAUCUCGCAUCGUCGCGGAGUACCUGGCGCACGGCUAUGUUGUCAGCGAUGGUGCCAUCCAGAAGGCCAUUGCCCUCGACCAGAAGCACGGAUUCUCCACGAAAUUCACGACGGCCCUGAGCAACUUCGACCAGAAGUACCAUGCCACUGACCGAGCCCGCGGAUUCGACGAGAGCUAUAAACUCAGUGACAAGGCGGUGACCGGCUGGCGUGGUCUCAACUCGUACUUCACGAAGGCCCUGGAGACCCCGUCCGGAAGGAAGUUGCAUGAAUUCUACGUCAAGACUGACAAACAGGUUCGCGACAUCCACGCGGAGGCCCGACGUCUAGCCGACUUGAAGAGCGGGAAGCCCGCACAGGGUGAAUCGAGUGAGGUCUCAGCCACUAGUACCGCCGAGACCACAAACGUUGCUCCUGUGUCUGCGUCUUCGCCUGCCCCUGCUACAGUGCCAGCUACCAAUGUGGAUUCGGGGGCUGCACAUGCUGCACCCGAGAAAUGA